AUGGAGUCCGCAUCACCGGCCUCUUUUCCAUUUUCUCACCCCAAUUUGGUCAUGAGAUCAUUUUCUGGGCAUGGGGCAGCAGCCAUAGAAGAGAAUAAGCCAACCCCAGUGAACGUGAAGAAAAAAGGCAAUUUCAAUCCCACAAAGUACUUCGUGGAGGAAGUGGUAACGGGGGUUGAUGAAACUGAUCUUCAUAGGACAUGGAUCAAGGUGAUGGCUACAAGGAACACCAGAGGUAGAAGUUCAAGGCUUGAGAACAUGUGUUGGCGCAUUUGGCAUCUUACCCGCAAAAAGAAACAGUUGGAAUCGGAGGAUUUCAAAAGGUUAGCGAACUGGAGGUGGGAACGAGAACAGGGACGCAAGGAUGUGACCGAGGACAUGUCUGAAGAUUUGUCUGAAGGAGAGAAAGGAGAUGGUCUAGGAGAGCUUGGGGUCGACAGCGCCCAGAAAAAGCUCCAACGGAACUUCUCCAAUAUCGAAGUAUGGUCUGACAAUAAAAAGGAGAAGAAGCUUUAUAUCGUCCUCAUUAGUUUACAUGGAUUGGUCCGAGGGGAAAAUAUGGAGCUAGGUCGUGAUUCUGAUACUUGCGGUCAGAUUAAAUAUGUUGUAGAACUUGCUCGAGCACUGGCUAAGAUUGCCAUGUGUAUAUAG
Messenger RNA from Fraxinus pennsylvanica, 651 nucleotides. The record is from the annotation of a GenBank genome assembly. Lineage: Eukaryota; Viridiplantae; Streptophyta; Magnoliopsida; Lamiales; Oleaceae.